Molecule: messenger RNA, 414 nt
Organism: Musa acuminata AAA Group (dessert banana)
Lineage: Eukaryota; Viridiplantae; Streptophyta; Magnoliopsida; Zingiberales; Musaceae
Exons: 1
Coding region: 1-414 (137 amino acids)
Biological process (GO): DNA integration
Molecular function (GO): nucleic acid binding
Source: RefSeq, a predicted model, not a curated record
AUGACUAGCACCAUCAUCACGGACAACGGAUCCCAGUUCGCCAGCACAAGGUUCCGAGAGUUCUGCGCGAAUUACGGGAUUCAGUUGAGGUUCAGCUCGGUGGCCCACCCCCAGACGAAUGGACUGGCCGAGGUGACCAACCGAUCUAUUCUGGACGGGCUCAGAAGGAGAGUGUCUACGGUCCGAUCAGCUUGGGUGGACGAGCUCCCAAGUAUCCUUGGUCCCUGCGGACCACCCCCAAAACCGCAACUGGAGAAUCCCCCUACAGCCUCUCAUUCGGGACCGAGGCCGUACUACCCCCCGAAGUGGUUUUCCCUACCCAUCGGACGAAAAACUACGAUGAAAGGAUAUCGACCCAAGGACUAUAAGUCGGUCUCGACUUGCUCGAAGAGCGGCGUGCUGACGCGCACUUGA